UGUCAAGUUAAAGAAAACGCUGAACAUGUAAUAUUGCAUUGUAACAUGUAUGAAGUGGAAAGAGAAAGGUUACCGGAUAAAGCCCGAGAGGCGAGACGGCAGCGGAAUCUGACGGGGCUACUGGGAAGAGAAGGAGAGGGGCUCAAAAUCCACAGGGAGGCACUCUUUACUUUCUUAAGUGACAAGGUUGAUGGGCAGAAUUUAAGAAAUGGGGUAAAAUGACCAUGACAUUACACACUCUUGUACAGUAGGUAGCGGUAUGCACCUUGAAGUUGUUUGCGAUCCGCCAGUAAACCGAGAGAGGAAGACGAAGAAGAACAAGCAGCAGCAGAAGAAGAAGAACGACGAAGAAGAAGCGGCAGCAAACAGCAUGGCUGCUAUUGGCGUGCACCUUGGUUACACAUGUGCCUGUGUGGCGAUAUUUAAGGAUGGGCGAGCCGAUGUAGUUGCUAAUGAUGCGGGUGACAGAAUCACGCCAGCUGUGGUGGCCUUCAGGGACACUGAGCAGAUUGUAGGUAUUGCAGCAAAGCAGGGCCGGAUCUGUCGUGCUGCCAACACUGUUGUCAAAGUAAAACAGGUGCUGGGGAGAAGUUUUGAGGAGCAAGAGGCACAGAUGCACAAAGCUGAGAGUAAAAGUCCCGUGGGUGUCCUGGCCAAAGUGGUAAACAGAGGAGACAGGCCUCACUAUGAGAUCACAGCAGGGGAACAAACCCGGUACGUUCUCCCGGAGGAGAUCGCAAGUCUCAUCUUCCACAAAAUGAAAGAGACGGCGCAGUCGGCCCUGGGCUCCGAUGUGACGGACACCGUCAUCACAGUUCCCUUUGAGUUCACACACACGCAGAAGAAAAGUCUGCGGGAGGCAGCCGAGGCUGCAGGUUUCCACGUGUUGAGGCUGAUUAAUGAGCCUUCAGCAGCUCUGUUGGCUUAUAACAUUGGACAGGAUUGCUCCUCAGGAAAGAGCCACGUCCUGGUUUACAAGUUGGGUGGGACAUCUCUGAGUGUCACAGCUCUGCAGGUGAAUGGUGGAAUGUUCCGGGUCCUGAACACAUUCACCGACCACAGCACUGGUGGAGAGAGCUUCACACAGGCCCUUGCACAGUAUUUUGUGGCAGAGUUUAAACGGUCAUAUAAGCAGGAUGUGAGCGGUAACACACGAGCGAUGAUGAAGCUGAUAAAUGGAGCAGACAUCGCCAAACACUCUCUGUCUACACUGGGCUCUGCCAACUGUUUUGUGGACUCUUUGUAUGAUGGCAUUGAUUUUGACUGCAAUGUCUCAAGAGCUCGUUUUGAGCUUCUAUGCUCCUCUCUCUUCAACAAGAGCAUCCAGCCAAUCAAAAUUCUUUUGGGGCAGGCUGGACUUUGCACCAAGGACAUAAAUAAGGUGAUCCUCUGUGGUGGCUCGGCCAGGAUUCCCCGUCUCCAGCACAUGAUUCGAGAGCUCUUUCCUGAUGUAGAGCUGCUGAGCUCCACCCCUCCAGAUGAGGUCAUCGCUGUGGGUGCAGCUGUGGAAGCAGGCUUGCUGGUGGGCAGAGAUAGCUUCUCCCCCGAGGAAGAGUCACUCACAGUUGACGCUUGUGCCUCAGACAUACUAGUAAAGGAAGUGGAUGAACAUGGAGUGGAGGUGUUUAAUGUGCUCCUCCCAUCUGGCACUCCCCUUCCUGCACGCCGUCAUCACACCCUGAAUGGACAGGGCCAAUUGUCCUCGCUUUGUUUGGAACUGUACCAGAGAACUGCAGAUCAGCCAGAGAAACUAGCCAAGAUUGUGCUUAGAGACCUGGAACCCAAAGAGGACGUGUAUGGCAUUAAUGCAGUGGUGACUAUGAAGAGGGAUGGCUCGCUGCAUGUUUCCUGUGAAGAUCAGAGUACUGGCAAGCAAGAGGCCAUCACCAUAGCUGCUGCAUUCUGAAACCACCACAUUGCUAGCUAGUUUAUGAAAUGUAUCUUUGCUUAAUAAACGUAUUUGUUUAAUAAAUGCUUUCAAAUUAAAUUGCAAUU
Messenger RNA from Lampris incognitus (smalleye Pacific opah), 1995 nucleotides. RefSeq names its product heat shock protein 14 (gene hspa14). Gene Ontology annotation, biological process: protein refolding; cellular response to unfolded protein. Bases 260 to 1906 code for a protein of 548 amino acids. Gene Ontology annotation, molecular function: ATP hydrolysis activity; heat shock protein binding; ATP binding. The record is from RefSeq and is a predicted model, not a curated record. NCBI's taxonomy places the organism in Eukaryota, Metazoa, Chordata, Actinopteri, Lampriformes, Lampridae. The transcript is spliced from 14 exons. Gene Ontology annotation, cellular component: cytoplasm; ribosome.